AUGACGUUUGAGCGUGAAGCCUACAUCGGAGGACUCUUACACGCUUUAUCAGAGCUGAUACGCCAAUUAUGAGCACCAGACCUAGACGAGAUUACUAAGCAUACAGACAACAUGAAAAAAAUUACUAAUCAUGUCUGGUAGGAGGCGAUCCUGUCGUCAGGAAACGGAGAAGGAGAAUUUUCUUACGCAUGUCGACUAGAUUGCUCUGUUUUUUAUUCUGAGCAUUCAAGCAAAUAUUUACAAGAUUUCUUAUUUUUCUAAAAUCCCGACUAUCCCAUGACGCUCUUGAAAACGGCGAUGCGCUUGAUGUGCCUUCGCUUUUUAAGGAGUACUGUUUGGGUUUCGCCGUUUUGCAUCCCUUAGCUUUCACGUUCUUCUCGAACGUAGAUUGGCUGUGCGGGAAUGGCAGUCCGGGUUCAUCUCAGGAUGAGGCUGGGUCGACUGAGGUAGAGAAAAAGUCUCUGAGCAUUCCGAAAAGGGUCUUCGCUGCUCUCUUCUCAAUGUGGCUAAAGAUCACACGAAUCGCGCGGUCUGUUUUGGCGGAGCAGCUGGUCUUUGCGCCCUUGGUAAACGCCGCUUAUUUGCUAGCUGCGGGAGUAUUUUAUGCCAUGUAAUAUGUAGAUAUUAAUUUUCGUCUUUGUGGAAGUGGACGAUGGCCUCACUACAAGUAGACAUUAGUGAUCUUUAAGGAUGUGCAGGAUCUUGGUAGCAGCGAGUGCCCGCAGCAAUAGCAUGAUCAUACGGCAGCGUUAAAGUGAUGAAGUUCGUAGAUGAAGGCAUGAAGCCGAAGACAUUGCGGCUCACAGAUUCUUCUACAGGCAGGUCCGCGGUGUCGGUUUUAUCCUUGCGAUAUCUUGCUUCCUCGUGUUUGCUUUGGUGAUCUCUCUCGCAUUGAUUACCCGCCCGCCCUUUGCCCUGGUCUCGUUGCACCGCUUCCUCGCGUCGUGGCCAGCGAGGUAUGCGCCCAUCACGGCAACUGAGGGCCGGGCCUGAGAACUUCAUAGCUACAUAAGGAAGAUAAGAGGCGCCAUGACAUGACAUGUGGCACUGGUACUGUUGUUGCUGUUGACGUCGUUGCAGAGGGCGGGGUAGUAGUUGAUGUACUAGCAGAUUGCUGCAUUGGUAGCAGAUUGAUGCAUCGAUGUUAGUCGAUCCCUCGAGGAUUUCAUUCUGUUCUAAACUCUGCACUCGCCAGACGGGUCACGGAGUUGGCAACGGAUAUUGAACGAGAAGAUUCUGUCCAGUGAAUUCCUAGACAUUUGGCGAUCCAACGUCUGCUUUUGGGGUCCGGUCUCGCUCAUCAACUUUUUAUGAAAUAAACAUGCGCCUCGUCCUCGUGACGCAUUUGCGCAGACUGAUUCUCUUUUCAGAAGCGCCACUGCCUAAGUAGUUGCAAACGCACGUUGUAAGUAAAAUGAUGAUUUUCAGUUUUUUAGAUGAGUAGGUGGCGUGGACGGUGUACAUAUAUGAAAGUCUUGAUGAGUAAAACAAAGUGCAAGAGCAAGUAUUUCCUUUUUCAGCACUUGCAUCAAGAAUUAUAUAUAUGGCGGUUUUGUUAGCAGUUUCAUAUUCAUGUAUUUCAGAUUGAGCAUCUUUUUCUCUCAAUAAUAGAUGCCUCCGCUCCCUUUUCAUGCUUGUCGCUGGUGAAGCAUGACUGGAGGUUAUUCAGCUCUCGCUUGGCCAGCAUCGUGUGGAGCAUCUUUUUGAUCAAACAAAGCAAGCAGUGAGCAAACAGAGCUAAGCAGUGAUCAAACAAAGCAACCAGUGAUCAAACAGAGCUUCAAUUGUUGUAAGAGUAUUCUAUUACUAUUCGCAAAUGUAAACUGUAAAGCAGAACUUCUCUGUAUCAGGAGACAGCGGUCGUAUUUUUGUAGUUUUUCUACAACUAUAGCCAUGAGUUUGCCACUGGGACAGGGACUGGGACAGCACGCACGAGGACAUACAACCUCGAAUGUUCAUCACAAGCAUGUGUCGGUAGGUCAAGCACGUAUGUUUAU
This is a messenger RNA of Amoebophrya sp. A25, 1997 nucleotides long. The record is from the annotation of a GenBank genome assembly. Lineage: Eukaryota; Dinophyceae; Syndiniales; Amoebophryaceae.